GGUGCGAUGUCAGUUGAUGUCAGUGGAAAUAACUGUUCGUCUGAGUUUGAAAGUUGCUGAUAGUUUACAGUGAUUUGCAGGCGCAUUUUGUCGGAUAUUCAGCCUCAUUUAGAUAAUCAAAGGAACUCAUUUUUCCUCGAUCGAAAUUACGAGGAUGAGGCCAACAUCGGUGGGACGUAAAUCGUCUCUGAACCCGGUGCGUGUGUCAACACUGGCUGACAAGGGUUCAGCUCGGGGGGAUUCACGAAAGACGUUGAAGCAGAGAGGGUCGUCUGUGGGUGAUAGUUCGCAGAUACCUAGACCCCGGAUUCGAAAUGACUCCACCGAGAGGUCCAGCAUCAGGCCGUCGACGUCAAGAGCGACAGCCACUCCAGUGACGAAUCUGCGCCCCCCCAGUGAGAUAGGAAGUCUAGCCAGAGGUCGUUCUCCCUCAGCGGAGCGUGCCAGUGUUCUAGGCACCACAAAGGGUACAAAAAAGGACACGAGACCGUUGAACGACAAGAGCUACCAAAACCUAAUGCUGAGUAGGAUCGACAACUUCUUCAGCGACACCCAGAAAUCCUCGAUGCUCAACACUACAGGAAGUUUGAAGCCAGUGUCCCUGAAAAUAUUCGUCAAUGCCUCGGAUUUUCUCCUGAAGCUCCUCGAGUACAAGCAGGAAUUAAACCUCACCAACUACAUGGAGGAGCUUCCAAAAAUAGCCAAGAAGCUGCAUUACCCUGGAGUAAUGGCGAAAUCCUGGCUGAAGACAGCCAACACGAUGCACUCGUUUCCCCACGUCCUUGCCUGGCUGUCCUGGCUAGUGGAAAUUUGCGAGGUCAAGGACUUUGCCAAUCAGACGUUCCAGCUCAAUGCUCUGCCCUUCAACGACUGUGCCGAUGGUGAAGUGAUAAAUCGCAGUCUUUUCCUGUCACUCCUGGAGCUGUAUCAGGUGUGGAAUGACGGUAAAGAGGAUGAGGAGAAGGCGCUGGAGGACAAGUACAUCGACGGAAUGGCUAACCAGUGUGGCUUCACAGACGAGGACGUUGAGCAGGCGCAGGCUGAGCUGGAAGAAACCCUGAGAAAAGAGCAGGCACUCCUCCAGGACGAUCAGGUUGUCACUGAUCAAUUGAACGAACUCACCGAGAAAUUGAAGAUGCUGACUGAGGAUGAGAGCAAACAGACAGCCCAUUCGUCAGCUCAGGCGAAAUAUUUGACUACUAUUGAGGCUGAAAUGCAGCAGUUGGACGCUGAAUCUCAGUUGUACGACAGGGAGAAACGAAAGUACGAGGAUAAACACGAUGAACUUAACGCAAUUAUUCAACAACAGGCGAUGAACAUUGAGGAGAGGGACGAGAUUGUCCACCAGUGUUCACAGAUUCAGGGGUAUAUGAACAGUUUUGAUGACCAUCUUGAGGAGAUACAGAAAGAGGCCUGGGCGUUGGAUAUGAAAGCGUCGAAAGCUCGUGAUCAGUUCGAUAAAGCUAUAUUGGCAUUCAACAGGGACAUUGUUAUCAAUGUAACCAACGAUAUUGCUGGGGAUUUGGAUGAAUUGAAGAUGCCCGAGACCUUCCCCACGAGGGACAUUGUGGAGGCCCUCAAGCAAAAGGCUGAGACAAUCAACAAUGUGAAAAAUACUAUUAAAAGGGAGUUGAACAGUUGUCAAACAUUUAUCGAUAAGCAAUCCACUAAAUUGGAGACACUGCUUGAUAAAAUCAAAAUUCAGGAUCAGGAGAAGAAUGAAAUGGUGUUGAAGAGUAGUGAGACGAGGCAGUAUAUCAAGAAAUUGAAGGAGAAUGCUAAGGAAGAGGUGAACAAGUGGCAGGAUGUCAUUCAGAAGGCGCAGGCUGAGAUCAAAGAGCUGCAGCAGUCGUGUUCGGAUGAUCAGGUGAUGGAGAGUGAAUUGGCAGAGGCCCAGGAGAAAUUAGAUGCUGUUAUGAGGAGGAAAGUUCAUCUGGAGCAAUCGGCUCAACGAUUUUUUGCAAAGUUUUUUGAAAUCCUGGCAUCUCACAGGAAUGAGCUCCACAAGCAGCUGACAAAAUGUCAAACUAAUUCUUCGUAAAUUUUCGGGGGAAUUACUAUAAUGGGUUCAUUGUCUUUUUGCAUUCCUCAUUUUUACUUUUUUAAGAAUUGUAAAUACAUUGAGGAAACUUAUAGACGACAUAAAUUAGUUACUUUUUAAAAAUUCCUCGGGGCUUUGGCCUCUUCUAGGCAUGAGAUCCAAACAGCUGACUAAAUGUCAAGCUAAUUCAUUGUAAAUUUUUGGAACAAUUGGCAUUAUGGAUGGAUUGUCUUCUUGCAUUUUACAAUUUUAUCUUUUAAGGACUGUAAAUAUGUCGAGGAAAUUUAUAGUCGUCAUGAAUUAAUACUCUUCUUAGGAAUGAGAUUCAUACGCAGCAUCUAUUAUUUUUGUGAAUAACUGUAAAUACAUUGCAGAAAACUAUAGUUGUCAUAAGUUAUCAGCAUAUAGAAUAAAGAAAAUAAAUAGCAUUUGAUGAGUUCAAUUAAAUUGAAUGAAAUGCAGUAUUACAUUUUUAUACGAAUUCAAAGAACAAUUUGAUUGAUAAUUGAGACUUAUUUUAAAAAUAUUUUCUUGAUUCUUUCAGAAACAUUUUUGGCGCUAUUUUACAUAAAUAUUG
Molecule: messenger RNA, 2618 nt
Organism: Diachasma alloeum
Lineage: Eukaryota; Metazoa; Arthropoda; Insecta; Hymenoptera; Braconidae
Gene: Ndc80
Product: kinetochore protein NDC80 homolog
Exons: 3
Coding region: 155-2041 (628 amino acids)
Biological process (GO): attachment of mitotic spindle microtubules to kinetochore
Cellular component (GO): Ndc80 complex
Source: RefSeq, a predicted model, not a curated record